ACCUCGGAUGCCUGACCGCGCGCAACCGCUUCGUCGUGACCGGCGCGACGGACGCGAACGGACUUCCGUCCAUUCUCGAUAAGAUGCUGGUCGAGUUGAACCGGCUGCAGCUGACGCGGGUGCGGCUGGACGCCGCGGGAGGCUGCGUGGCCGAGUGCGCGCUCAUCGCUCCCGUGAACGUGUCGAUCGAGCUGCGACGCAACCUGUGCGCCGCGUGGUACCGCGACAUCCCCGAGAUCGACGUCGGCGGGCAGGCGACGGCGCUCGACGCGACGCUCAGCCAGGAGGACUUCACGUUCGUGAUGGCCGUGCUCAACGAGAACCUGCAGGAGGGGCCGACGCGCGCGCCGGCUCCCGAACCCCUGCCGGAGCUCACGCAGCGCGAGCUCGUCGAGAAGAGCGUCGUAGCGAAGAGCGAGAAGGUGGUGGCGGCGGCGGCGGAGGCGAAAACCGUCGCCGUGGAAGCGAAAACCGUCGCCGUGGAGGCGAAAACCGUCGCCGCUGAGCCCACUGCGACCGUGGUGGUCGCGUCGGACGCUGACUCGCCGCACGAGCGCGUCUGCUUCAAGUUCCAGUUCGACCGGCUCUCGUUCUCGCUGUACACGGGAUCGUCAGGUCUGACGGCGGGCGCGGCGGCGCGCGAUCCGGCGAAGGCCCUCGCGCGCUUCGAGCUGCAGGUGAUGACCGCCGAGGGCACGCUGAUGAGCGACAACGCCGUCUCCGCGCGCGUCGGCUUGUACAACUGCGUGAUGGACGACAUGAGGAGCGGCCGCGAGACCGGGAUCACGCGGCUGAUGGAGGCGCGGGCGGCGGCGGCUCACGACGGCCCCGGACAUCACAACCUGCGCAUGAUCGACGUCAGCUUCGCGCAGACGCCGGCGAGCGACAAGCGCGUCGACGUCUCCGUGCGCAGCUUCUACGUCUGCGUCGUCAUGGACUACCUGCUCACCGUCGCGGACUUCUUCACGAAGGGGCUUCCCGCCGCGCCGGCUCCUGCUCCCGUCGCUCCGGGGAAGCCCGCAGCCGCCGGGAAGAAGGAGGAAACCGCGGCGAAACCGGCGAAGGAGGUUCCGACGUCGAGUUUCGAGUUGAAGUUCACGAUGGAGAAGCCGGAGAUCGCGCUCGUGGAGGACGCGCGGGACCGCGGGACGCGCGCGCUCGUCGUCGACACCGACGUCGCGCUGAGCGUGCGCGUGUCGCCCGACGGCCAGCAGGUGUCCGGCAGCAUCGAGCGUCUCCGCGUGGUCGCGUGCCCGCACGACCCGGUCGCGCGCGCCGCCUCCGUUCCCGCCACCAUCGUGCAGCCGUGCGACAUCACGCUGUUCGCGUCGGCGCCGACCGCCGGCGGACAGAAGGUCGAUGUUGCCGUCGGCGACCUCGUCGUCGCCGUCUCCCCGGCAACGAUCCGCACGGUGUCGGGCAUCGUCGCGGCGAUGGGGCAGGCCGAGCCGGCGGACGCCGCGCACGAGGCGCCGAUCGAACUCGGCGCGCUCUGGCAGGCGCGCGCGCUCGCCGACUGCGACUUCUGGUAUCUGCGCGGCGCGGAGGAGGGCGCGGAGGAGCAGCUGCUGCUGCGCGUCGCCAGCAUCGUCGUGCGCGUCGAGGCGGGCGGCGUCGGCGCGCGCACGCUGCCGAUGCUGACGCUCGAGAGCUCGCUGACGGCGGAGGCGCACGAGUGGAGCGGCGCGCUGCAGCUCGCCGCCGUCCUCACCGCCGAGAUGGCCUUCUACAACGAGCGACUCGCCGUCUGGGAACCUCUCCUCGAACCCGUCGAAGACACGGCGGCGGGCAGCGGCACCGGCACGCGCAUCCUGCGGCCGUGGGAGAUCAAUCUGCACGUCGAUAAAAACCCGGCGGGGGCGGGGCCGACGACGCCGGACGACCCCGACAUGGAGGUGGUCGUGUCGCGGCCGGUCGGUCUCGCCGUCAACGUCGUCUCGAUGGACGUGAUGCAGCUGUGCGUGACGAAGACGUGCCUGGACGUUCUCGCCUCGCUCGGCCGCGCGUUCGGAGACGCCGUCAGCCUGAAGGAGGAGCAGCGCCGCGGCGAGGAGGUCAUCGACGCGCCCUGCGUCGUCCGCAACGCGACCGGAGUCGACUUCGUCGUCGCGCCCGACGACUCGUUCGAUCCGCCGCAAGGGGGCGCCGCCGGAGGCGUCACGGUGCGGCACGGCGGGGUGCUGCCGCUGGAGUUCCGCGCGCCGGCGGCGGGAAGUCCGAAGAAGCACCAGUCGCAGCUGCGCGCGUCCGUGCGUCCGCCGCAACACGAGCUCACGCUGCGAGCGGGCCCCGGGGGCGACGAGCGGCGGCUGUCGGUCGCGCGCGCCGGCAAGCGGCUGUUCGCACUGCCAGGCGGCGCCGCCGGUGAGGCGUUCGUCGCGCAGGUCGACGCCGCCGACGGCCAGAAGCAGGUGACGCUGCGCGCGCCCGUGCGCGUCCGCAACCACCUCGCCGUCGCCAUGGAGACGCACUACAAGGUCGACGGCCGGCUGGUCAAGGUCGGCACGAUCGCGCCGGACGAGACGUUCGACCCGCCGCUCGCUGCCGUCUACUCCGCCGACGCCAACUUCUACUUUGCGCCGCUCGGCGGCGACGGAUUCUCGCCGUCAAACGCGUUCAACUGGCGGCAGGAGCGCGGCGACGACGCGGCGGCGACCCUCGAGUGUCCGUCGACGAAGAGCGGUCACGUGGCGUUCUACGUCGCCGCGAGCCGCGAAGCCGAGACCGACGUCGUCGCCGACGGCAACGCAGCGACGACGACGACGGCGUACACGCUACACCUGCGGCCGACGGUGCUUCUCACCAACCUGCUGCCGUACGCGGUCGCGUACAUGCUGCCGGGCACCGACGGCGGGCCGCGGCGGCUCGAGGCGGGCGUGACGGCGUCGCUGCACCACGCGCGCGUUGCCGACGACACGGCGAUGGAGCUGACGCUCGCCGACGGCAUGACGCAGGGCUUCAGCGGGCGCGUGGAGCUGCGCCGCGGCGCGGACGAACUCGCGCUGCUCACCUUCCGCUCGGACGACGGCCGCGAGACGGCCCACCUCGGCGUGCACACGCGCUGGGUCGGCGGCACGAUGCACCUGGCGGUCUACAGCCCCUUCUGGAUGGUGAACAAGACCGGUCGCACGCUGCGCUACCAGGGCACAGAGGGCGUCGUCGCGACGCACACCGCCGACCGCCAGGAGGCGCUGCUCUUCUCGUUCGGCGCGAAGGACUUCUUCGCGAAGAAGAAGGCGACGCUGCGGGUCGACGACUCGGAGUGGUCGGACAAGUUCUCGCUCGACACCGUCGGCAGCUCGGGCAAGGUCGCGUGCAAGGGCGGGAGCAACGGCGGCAGCGGCGCGUGCGACAUCGCCGUUUCGAUCUCGAUGACGUCCUUCGGCCUGAGCAAGGUCGUCGUCUUCACGCCGUACUUCAUGCUCAUGAACAAGGCGCCGUACGACGUCGACUGCAAGGAGUUCAUAACGGGAGCCGAGUGGACGACGGUUCCCGCCGGCGCCUGCCUGCCCUUCUACCCGCGCCAGACCGACAAGAUCAAGCAGAUGGUGGCGCGUGUGACGGGCGUCGCCGGCGAGACGAAGCCCUUCCUCUGCAACAAGCUGCACGAGACAUUGAUGCGGCUCGACAACGCGUACGGCGGCGUCGACGUCGACUGCCAGGUGAACGAGUCGUCGACGAUCAUCGCUUUCGACCGGUACCACGACGGCGCGGCGCCGACGCGCGUCGUCAACCACUGCGACGGCGUCACGGUGGAGUACGCUCAGCGCGGCGUCGAGGGCGUGCCGUGCCGGCUCGCGCCGCGCACGACCGCGCUCUUCGUGUGGCAGGACGCGCUCGAGUUGAAGCGAGAGCUGCAAUGGUCGUGCGGCGAGCGCAAGAACCAAGUGAACGCGCUGCAGCGCGACGCUGUUGAGGAGUUGUUCGCGAACACCGACACGAAGGUCUACUUUGCGUCGUUCCUCGACGGCAUGCAGCGCGUCGUCAUGUUCACACAGGACCUGGUGUUGGCAACGAUGGCACAGCAGGCGGGUGAGCUGGAGGCGGCAGACAUGGAUGCCACCGUCGCUCUGAACGGCUUCGGCUUGUCGCUCAUCGACGACACGACGCGUACCGACGUCUGCUACGUGUCACUGACGAGCAGUGGCGUCAUCUGGGAGACGAAACGCAAACGAUUCAAGGGCAUGAAGCUGAAGGAGAGCGAGAUCGUCGAGCGGCACUACCAAAAGUACCUCGCCGACGUCGCAGCGGGCCGCAAGGCGAAGCCGCGCGUCCACACCGAAAACAAGAUGGAGAUCGACUUCGCCGAGAUGGCGCUCUACAAGCCGCGCAAGUGCCGCGUGCGCCGCACCUACCAGCACGGCGUGUGGCUGAACGCGCGCGCGUCCGCGCACUCGACGCAGCUGCACGCGAAGCUUCAGCACGUUCAGGUCGACAACCAGCUUCCCGCGAGCGCGUUCGCCGUCGUGCUCGCGCCCGUGCCGCCGCCGCGGUCCGUCGCCGCCGAGAGCGUGCCGAAGCCGUUCGUCGAGCUGAGCGUGAUGAAGCGCAACGUGGAGCACAGCGACGUGCAGCAGAUCAAGUACUUCAAGGUCAGUGCUGAAGGUCGAGGAGGUGGGGCUGGGGGCAGGGAGGAGCAACGUGCAGCAGAUCAAGUACUUCAAGGUCGAGUGCUGAAGGUCGAGGGCUGGCGGCUGGGGGCAGGGGUUUGGGAUGUGGGGGCAGAGCACAGCACAGGUGCAGGCAAGAUCAAGAUACUUUCAAAGGUCAGUUCGCGAACGUCGUGCUGGAUGGGAGUGGGCGAGGAAGGUCAGUGCGGAUGGAGGGAGGGGGAGGGCACAGCCGAUGUGCAGAAGAUGACAGAACCUGUCAAGUAUGGACGGCCCGAAGCUAGCGGCCGCAUGGAGGCGGAUUCGGGCGCGCUGACCCACGUCGACCUUGUUGAGACCUCGCGACGACCGUGCUCGCUGCCUGGACCGCGUAACUACCACGACCUCCUCCACUUUCCGCCGCUCAAGGUGCACAUCAGCUUCUCUCAGGGCGGCACCGCGGCCGCUGCCAACGGCCGCCCGGCGGCGCCACUGCACGCCAACGUCGUCGGCCUCCUCCUCAAGAGCGUCGGCGUGACGGUCACCGAGAUCCAGGACGUCGUCUUCAAGCUGGCGUACUUCGAACGCGAGAGCGCGUUCUACACGCAGGUGCAGCUGCAGGCGGAGGCGACGAUGCACUACGUCGGGCAGGCGGUCAAGCAGCUGUACGUGCUCGUGCUCGGCCUGGACGUGCUCGGCAACCCGUUCGGCCUCAUCACGGGCGUCAAGGACGGCGUCACCGACCUCUUCUACGAGCCGAUGCAGGGCGUCGUGCAGGGCCCCGAGGAGUUCGCCGAGGGACUCGCGCUCGGCGUGCGCAGCCUCUUCGGCGGCGUCGUCGGCGGCGCGGCCGGCGCGGUCGGCCGCAUCACGGGCACGCUCGGCAAGGGCCUCGCCGCGCUCACGCUCGACGACGACUACCAGCGCAAGCGGCAGGAGCAGCUGAACAAGCGGCCGGCCAACCUGAAGUCCGGGCUCGCGCAGGGCGGCAAGGGGCUCGUCAUGGGCGUGUGGGACGGCGUGAGCGGCGUCGUGCUGAAGCCGGUGGAGGGCGCCAAGCAGGAGGGCGCCGCCGGCUUCUUCAAGGGCGCCGGGAAGGGUCUGAUCGGGCUGGUCGCGCGGCCGACGAGCGGCGUCGUCGACUUUGCGAGCACGUCGCUGGAGAGCAUCCGCAAGGCGACCGACAUGUCGGAGGAGGUUAGGCGACAGCGGCCGCCGCGGAUGAUCCACGCAGACGGCGUUAUCCGGCCCUACCAGCUGCGUGAGGCCGAGGGCAACCAGAUACUGCAGGACGUCAGCAAGGGCAAGUUUGCAAAGACGGACACAUACGUGUCGCACCUGGUGCUCGACCUCAAGGAACUCAAGUACAUCCUGCUCGUCACCGACAAGCGAGUUGUCAUGGUGAACAAAGGCGAGCUGUUCGGGCAGUGGGUGAGCGACUGGACGUACACGUGGGAGGAACUGAAGGAGGCGCCCACCUGCCACGACCACACGAUCAAGGUCAUCUUGAAGGAGCCGAAGAAGAAGAAGCUCGGGCUGUUUGGCAGCGGCAUGGCCGGCAAGUCGGUCAGCGCGCCCGACCACGCGUCCGCCGAGUGGAUCACGCGCCACCUCGCCGAGUCGUACGCAGCGUGGAAGGCCCAGCAGUCGCAGUAGCUCGGCUUCGUAUGAGCGCACGCGAGUAGCUGCCCGGUCGUAGCCGUGGCAGGGUCAGUAUCUGCCUGGUCGUAGGCCACAGCAGGGCAGUAGCUGCGUGAGCGAGGUGGUUUCCCUGUCGUAGCCGCGGCAGUCGCAUUUACCCCGUACAGACUGCAAAAUUUGAUCCCACAUCGAACUAGUCCGGGCUAGGCCUGUGCCAGGCGUGCGAUAUAUUCGCAGCCUACAGACACAAAAUGUUGAACCGUGCUAAUUUUGCAUGGGUUGACUGCGCAUGCUCAGUUUGUUUUGUCACUCAGCAGACAGCUACUGUACUUUUAUGUGACCGAAAUAAAGCUGUGCGCAUGCGUAUUGCGAAAUUUAGUGCGGGCCUGGCACUGGAUUGCGUACCACUCACAGUUUAGCAUGGGCCAACUAAGUAUGGACUAACUACUAAGCGGGCCUGGCCCACCUCCAUUUGCGGGGUUAAUUUAGUCUUGCCCAGUGCUGCAUAUUUAGCAUGGGAUAGCGUGUACACACUGCAAAAAUUUAGCUCGUGUCAGGCCCAGACUAGUUUGAUGUGGUAUCAAAUUUGGCAUCUGUACGGGGCAAGUCGCUGCGUGGCGCGUCGACGCUGCGCGAGAGAGGUGGUUUCCCUGUCGUAGGCGGACGCACGCACACUCAAUUUGCUUCCUCGGGUGCUACGCGAGCGGUAAUUGCAUGGGUUGCUGGUUAGGUUGCGGUAAUGUGGAGAUAUGGUGCGUAAUCAUUUCAUGCUGCAGUGAGAUGAGCCGUUAGAGGCCUCUCUUUAUGUAAAAUGCAUUAGAAGUCUGUUGAAGAACUAACGUCAAUGCUAAAGCCCGGCGCACACGCGAGUAAUUUUACUCAAGUAAAAUGACGCAUGCGUCAAAAUACUCAACGAAAAACCA
Messenger RNA from Priapulus caudatus, 7153 nucleotides. Its product is annotated as vacuolar protein sorting-associated protein 13C-like. Lineage: Eukaryota; Metazoa; Priapulida; Priapulimorpha; Priapulimorphida; Priapulidae. The transcript has 11 exons. Gene Ontology annotation, cellular component: extrinsic component of membrane. Gene Ontology annotation, biological process: protein retention in Golgi apparatus; protein targeting to vacuole. The coding region runs from base 84 to 6245 and encodes 2053 amino acids. The record is from RefSeq and is a predicted model, not a curated record.